GGGGGGGGGCAUCAGUUGGCGCGAGAGAGGACGCGCGUCGCCGCAACCGAGUCCGCAGACGGGCGAACCCCGACCGGCACCCACGGCUACAACCGAAAGAAACCCUUCCACCGAGGACCAUGGAGAGCGCCAACAACCUGAGCCAGCUCCCGGUGCUGCGCAACGACAGCGGCCGCUUCUGCGGGAACUUCACCGACGGCCACAACGUCAGCGCGGGCUUCGCGGAGGCGCAAUGCGACGGCAAUCGCGGUGUGACCGGCAUCAUGGAGGUCGACGCCAACCCGGUGAUCAUAGCGAUCGUUAUCACCGCUCUCUACUCCCUCGUGUGCGUGGUGGGGCUGGUGGGAAACGUGCUCGUCAUGUACAUCAUCGUCAGAUACACUAAAAUGAAGACCGCCACCAACAUCUACAUCUUCAACCUCGCCUUUGCUGACGCCUUGGUCACCAGCACGCUGCCGUUCCAGAGCGUCAACUACCUGAUGGGGACCUGGCCGUUUGGGGACAUAGUGUGCAAGAUCGUGAUGUCCAUCGACUACUACAACAUGUUCACCUCCAUCUUCACGCUGACCACCAUGAGCAUCGACCGCUACGUCGCCGUGUGCCAUCCGGUCAAAGCGCUGGACUUCAGGACGCCGCGUAACGCCAAAAUCGUCAACGUCUGCAACUGGAUCCUGUCCUCGGCCAUCGGGCUGCCUGUGAUGUUCCUGGCCUCCGCCGCCGUCACUCCCUCCAGCAGUGUUGACUGCAUGCUAAUAUUCCCCCACCCCUCCUGGUACUGGGACACCCUGCUGAAGAUCUGCGUGUUCAUCUUCGCCUUCAUCAUGCCCGUCCUCAUCAUCUGCGUCUGCUACGGCCUCAUGAUCCUGCGGCUGAAGAGCGUUCGCAUGCUGUCGGGGUCACAGGAGAAGGACAGGAACCUGCGCCGAAUCACCCGCAUGGUUCUGGUGGUGGUGGCCGUCUUCAUCGUGUGCUGGACCCCGAUCCACAUCUUCGUCAUCAUCACAGCUUUGAUCAAUAUCCCCAACUCGUCGCUGCAGACUAUCACCUGGCACUUCUGCAUCGCCCUGGGAUACACCAACAGCAGUCUGAACCCGCUUCUUUACGGCUACCUGGACGAGAACUUCAAGCGUUGUUUCCGUGAGUUCUGCACCCCGAGUCCCUCUGCGCUGGAGAUGCAGAACUCGUCUCGGACCGGCGUGACGAGCCGCAAGCUCCCACAGCGCGAACACAACAGCGCCAACACAGCAGACCGGUCCAAUCAACAGGUAUGACUAGCCUUGGAGGGGUCGUCGGUGGACUCUCACUGUUGCGGCGGCGUUUCCAACGACGAUUUCAGCUCGGAGGUCACGCAGGUCACCACGGGGCUCUGACCGCACAGACGCAAAUGACACAUGCA
Messenger RNA from Gasterosteus aculeatus aculeatus (three-spined stickleback), 1396 nucleotides. RefSeq names its product opioid receptor, mu 1 (gene oprm1). Gene Ontology annotation, cellular component: plasma membrane; neuron projection. Gene Ontology annotation, biological process: neuropeptide signaling pathway; sensory perception of pain; G protein-coupled opioid receptor signaling pathway. NCBI's taxonomy places the organism in Eukaryota, Metazoa, Chordata, Actinopteri, Perciformes, Gasterosteidae. The record is from RefSeq and is a predicted model, not a curated record. Gene Ontology annotation, molecular function: G-protein beta-subunit binding; beta-endorphin receptor activity; G-protein alpha-subunit binding.